This is a messenger RNA of Entamoeba histolytica HM-1:IMSS, 480 nucleotides long. RefSeq lists its product as uncharacterized. The record is from RefSeq and is a predicted model, not a curated record. The coding region runs from base 1 to 480 and encodes 159 amino acids. The transcript has a single exon. NCBI's taxonomy places the organism in Eukaryota, Evosea, Mastigamoebida, Endamoebidae.
AUGAAUGAAAUUGAAAGUCAAUUAAAAAAAGAAAUAGAACAUAUGAAACUGCUUUUUGACUCUGAUUAUUUACCAUAUGAAAUGGAGUAUAUUAUUCCAUGUUUACAAUUUAGGAAUCAUAUUGUUAUUAUUCUCCUUGUUAAUUCAAAUGUUGUUUUUGGAGUAUAUUAUAAAACUCUUAUAUUUUUUAAUGAAUAUGAACAAUUAAUACCUCCAAUAAAGUUUUGUAUGAGAGAUAAUGACUUAAAAAUUAUUGAUUCAUCAUUACCUUGUACUCCAGUAAUUCCAUCUAAUUAUAAAGCAAUAAAUCCACAUAAAUUAAUUUUAAGAAAUGGAGUAUAUCUAUGUGAAGAUCUAAAUGAUUAUGGGAAUACAUGUAAUAGUUCUCUUGGAGAAGCUAUUCAAGAUAUAGGAAUUGACUUUGAAUAUUUUCCAGAUUUCCAAGUUCAUAGAUUAAUAAUUGGUCAAUUAAUUAAAUGA